AUGGCACUCAGGGACAUCGCAGAAGAGUACUUUCGUACUAUGAGUCCGUUGGCUGCAAAAAUUCAUGAAGAUGUUACAGAAGCUAAGAAUGCAUAUGAAAACAUUUGGGAUACUUUAUCCUACAAGGAAAAGGCGGAAAUACUGAACGAGUCCAUAAUCAAACCGGAGAUCGCCAUCCAGUACACCCUUCUGGACUCGCUGGACUUCGAUCUGGACGAGCCGCGCGUCCGCAAGGACGACCUUAUGUCGUUCUUCAGCCGGGAGCACGGCCUGAGGAUGAUCAGGGACGAGGGCGGCUCCUACAGGGACGAGCACUCGGCCCCGUUCCUCUACCAGACCGACAGCCAGCUGAACCUGUGCGUUCUGAGCGAGCACAGAGGCCAGAGGCACACCAAGUGCACCUCACCGCCGCCCGUGCUCACCGAGCUCGCGCUGUCCCACUCGAAGGUGGUGAACGAGCUCAAGAACGCGCUGAGGUCUCACGACGUGCUGAAGGGAACGUACAAGGAGCCCCAGGGCAGGGAGGUGGCGGUCACCUCGCCUACCGGCUUCAUCGGCAAGCUGAUGGGCAACUUCAAGUGCAAGGAUGAGGAGCGGGAGUGCCUGGUGGCAGGGUCCGCGGCCCAGAUAGUGGCCUCCUCGGACAACUUCUUCCGCACGAACUUCCAGGGCGCCCAGGGCUCGGAUUUGGACUGCUUCAGGCACAGGGGCGAAGCCAAAUACGACAAGGACUACAGGAACAGCGUCAUCAAAUCUAGCAGCGAUUUGUCCGAGGAGAACCGCGGUCUUCUCUCCUCCAGCCAAGCGUCCUCCGGCACCGAUUUCCAGUCCACGGAGACCCUCACCGAAGCAGCCAGCCUACCGAAGACCGGCUACGACUUUUUGGACAACUGG
Messenger RNA from Iphiclides podalirius (scarce swallowtail), 894 nucleotides. NCBI's taxonomy places the organism in Eukaryota, Metazoa, Arthropoda, Insecta, Lepidoptera, Papilionidae. The record is from the annotation of a GenBank genome assembly.